Nematostella vectensis (starlet sea anemone) is the source of this 13094-nucleotide messenger RNA. Its product is annotated as spectrin beta chain, non-erythrocytic 1. The record is from RefSeq and is a predicted model, not a curated record. Gene Ontology annotation, cellular component: cell junction; cell projection; cortical actin cytoskeleton. Bases 424 to 12747 code for a protein of 4107 amino acids. The transcript is spliced from 61 exons. Gene Ontology annotation, biological process: actin cytoskeleton organization. Lineage: Eukaryota; Metazoa; Cnidaria; Anthozoa; Actiniaria; Edwardsiidae. Gene Ontology annotation, molecular function: actin filament binding; phospholipid binding.
AAAGAUUCCAUUCUAGAUUUCCGCUGGUCAUGACAAUCGAAUGGUCUCUUCCUUCGCAACAUUCCAAUGCAUCUAGCGUCCUUGGAGAGGCACGAAGCCUUAGAUCUUGCGUAUAUCAAAAGAGAUUCGGAGACAGACAUGCGAAAAGGAUACAUUUGACUAGGAUUCGCGAUAGUUAUAUAUAAAACUAGUUAUUCAUUAACAAGUGUUAUCAGUAGUGAGAACCAAGAGAGAAGGUCAACAAAAUACUGUACAUAAGUAUGAACAGCACUAAAUGAAGGACCAUUUGGUUCAUAAUCGAAGGCUUUAGCCUAGAAAUUUUACCGCGAGAUUUUGUAAUGAUGGAUUGCCGCGUCAAAGUAAAGAAAAGAGCUAAACUGAAAUCAAAGGGACAAAAUAUUUCGUGAAACUUUCAGCGGAGCGAUGUCGUACGUCGAAGCUCCUACGUUUGAAAAGGAUAGAAUCAAAACUCUCAAAAAUGAAAGAAUAUUUUCACAGAAGAAGACAUUUACCAAAUGGGUCAAUUCCUUCCUGGAUAAGUCUGGCCUUCAUGUCAAUGACUUAUUUGAAGACUUGGCAGAUGGAAAAAUCCUCAUAAGUCUAUUGGAGAUCAUAUCAGGGGAGAAAAUCGGCUUUGCAGCGCGUGGGAAGUUCAGAGUCCAUAACAUCCAGAAUGUGAAUAAAGCACUUGAAUUUCUACAAAAAUCUGUCAAGCUAGAGAGUAUAGGCGCUGAGGAUGUUGUUGAUGGCAAUGAAAGGCUUAUUUUAGGCUUGAUAUGGAUGAUCAUAUUAAGAUUCCAGAUAGCUGAUAUAUCCUACCAAGAUGAUAUGUCAAAAGAGAGGAAAUCAGCCAAGGAAGCUCUUUUGCUGUGGUGCCAAAGGAUGACAAGAGGCUACCCAGAUGUUGACAUUCAGAACUUUUCGACUAGUUGGCGCAAUGGACUGGCAUUUAAUGCACUGUUACAUAAACACAGGCCAGACCUUAUAGAUUAUGCUACCCUGAGGCCAAGUCAGCAUGAAGCAAACCUCAACAAUGCAUUUACUGUGGCUGAAGAGAAACUUGGAAUCACAAGGCUUCUGGAUGCUGAAGAUGUAGAUUGCCCUCGUCCAGAUGACCGAUCGGUCAUGACGUAUGUGGCUGCGUAUUACCAGUACUUUGCCAAGCUAAAGUCCGAAGAGACUGGGGGGCGGAGAAUAGCAAAGAUUAUUGGUGUUAUUAUGGAGAUUGAGAAAAUGGAGAAAUCCUAUGAAUCUAUGGUGUCUGAUCUCCUGCAUUGGAUAAGCAGCAAAAUAACUGAACUAGCAAGACCAUUUGAGAAGAACAUCUUUGCAGUCCAGAGGGAGCUUGGGGCUUUCAAGCACUUCAGAACUGUAGAAAAACCACCAAAAUAUACUGAGCGUGUGAACAUUGAAGCUCAUCUCUUCAACCUUCAAACAAAAAGAAAGGCAAAUAACCAAAGACCCUUUGCACCACCCGAAGGAAAACUGGUAAAAGAUAUCAACAGAGCCUGGCAAGUAAUGGAGAGUGCAGAACAUGAGAGAGCUCAAGCACUUAGAAAUGAACUUAUCAGACAGCAGAUGCUUGAAAAGAUGGCAGAAAAGUUCCAGAGAAAGGCCGACCUGCGCGAGUCAUGGCUGGAUGAUAUGGUGCAAGUAAUUGAUGACGAGUUACUUGGGCAAGAUGCUGCCACCGUUGAGGCUGCUCUGAAGCGCCACGAGGCCAUCAGCACUGACGUUAAAGCAAGGGAAGAAAGAUUUCAGAUGGUGUUUAACUUAGCCCAAGAGCUUAUAGACGAAGACUAUUACAAAGCAGAUGUUAUCAGGAAAAGAGAAGACGUGAUCAUGGUGAAGUGGGACAAGUUAGUCAAAAAGCUGGAGGCACGGCGUAACACUUUGACUGGCUUUACUCAGCUUGUGGGCGUGUUUCGUGAUAUGGACAGCGCUCAUGCUGAUAUGUUGGACAUCGAGGCUGGUCUAAGAUCUGAAGAUUAUGGGCGUCAUCUUCUAGAUGUACAGAACAUGCUGGAUAAGCACAGUUUAGUGGAGUCUCAAAUCCAGUCCCAGCAUGAACGGACGCUUGCCAUAAAUACACAGGCGCAAAGCUUCGUCGCUGCUAAGCAUCCUGAGACUGAGGUCAUAAAACAAAGACAGAGGCUACUUACCCAAGCCUUCCAGGCCCUUGUUCAACUCGGAAAAGAGCGGAGAGCGAGGCUGGAGGACUCACUCGAGCUGUACACGUUUUUUGAAGAUGUAGAAGAAGAGGACAUUUUUAUUAAAGAGACAGAUAAGCUUGCCGCAUCCAAAGAAGUCGGCCGUGACUUGGCAAGUCUUACCAGGUUACAGCAAAGGCACGAGGCUCUCGAGGCGGAAAUCAACGGACGCUUCAGUCAUUGUGAAGGGAUAAUCGCUAAAGGCCAGGCGCUUAUCGACAAAGGUCACUUCGGCGCAAAAGAAAUCAAAGCAAAGAUAAAACAACUUCAAGCAAACUGGAUCAAAUUAAAAGAGCUGGCGGGCACUAGACGGGAGAGGCUAAAGGACGCUGCCCAGUCUUUACAGUAUUACUCUGACGCUAAUGAUGCUGAGUCGUGGAUGAAAGAAAAGAUGUUUGUUGUAUGCAGCGAAGAUUACGGCCGAGACGAGCAGAGUGCUGUGUCACUUCUACAGCGUCACAGCCAUAUCGAGGACGAGAUCAAAGCCUUCGCUGAUGACAUCGCCCAGCUAAAGGAACAGAGUAAACUAAUGGGGGAGGCCAUCAAGAACACAUCCCAACAGACAUUGGCCCCGAAGACAUGUUUGGAAGAAGUUGAAGUCGAGACUGAUGAAGAGGUUGAGGAAGUUAUAGAGAGAGAGGUGACUCAGGAUGUCGUACAGAUGGUCAGUGUACCCCAGGUCCAGGCGAGAUACAUGUACUCUGGACAAGGACUUGCCGUCGACAAGGGAGAGGUUCUCUAUCUGAUAGCGAAGACUAACAAGGACUGGUGGAGUGUAAGGCGUACGAAAUCGAGAGAGGCAGGCUAUGUGCCUGCGAACUAUGUAGUCGAGAUUGAGCCAAAAGCAGUGAAAAAAGUGACAAAGAAGACAACGAUGGUACCAGAGAAGGUGAUGGUGAAAAGGAAAGUAAAAAAGAUGGUCACACUGAAAGAACCGUCAGGCCCAUCCUCGCAACUAAAGAGACGAGAGAAACGGCGCGGCGUGCAAAGGCAUUUUACGGCACACUUCGACCGGGAUAACGUCGCAGUGAGACAGAUUACAAUUACUAAUACGUAUAAUAGACUGAUUGAAACAUCUGAGAUGCGCCGAUUAAGCCUACAAAAGGCGAUAAAAUACUACCACUUCUGUCACGAGUGUGAAGACAUGGACCUUUGGAUGUCAAACAAGGAGCGGCAGUUCAAGUCAAUUGAAUCCCAAAACACUCUUGAUGCAAUACAGACGGUCCGACAAAAGUUGGAGCGUUUCGCCACUGAGAUAGCGACAAAAUGCAGUCGUGUAUCUGACAUCAAUCAGCUGGCAGAUGAGUUGAUCCAAGAUGGUCAUGCCCAUUCCGCUGCUGUAAAGGCAAAAAGAAAGGAAAUAAAUGAACGGUGGGAAAAAUUGCAACGACUUAAAGUCAAGGAGGAAGAGAAUCUGGCAGAGAAACACGGUGUCGAGUUGUUUCUUGACGUUUGUGAAGAGAUGCGCUCGUGGAUCCAGGAAAAAGACGCUGCGCUGUGUAAAGAGGAGCUUGGAAAGGACAUCGAGACAGUGCGAGCACAGCUGCGGCGACACCAGGGAAUCGAGAGGGAUCUAGCUGCUGUUGAAGACAAAGUUGCAAAAUUGCAAGAUCAGGCAAAAUCGCUGGUUGUAAGGCAUCCUCGCCAGGCAAGACAGAUUAAGGCAAAAGAAGGGGAAGUCAUCAGUCUCUGGGCUAUACUCAAGAGCAAGGCAAACAAGAGAAAGGGACUCCUUGAUGAGGCGUAUGGCCAGCAAGGCUUCUUGGCGGACGCGAGAGAUCUGAUGUCAUGGUCUGCCGAGUUGAAGGAAUCGUUUAUCUCCGCCGAGGAUCCCCAAGACAUUGCUUCUGCAUCUGAGCUUAUUCAACAGCAUGAAGAGAAGUUUGAUGAGAUUCAAACCCGUUUCGAACGGUUUGAUCAACUUGAUGAAUAUGGCCGAAAUCUACUAGCGACCAGCCCCCAAGCAGUUCAAGUGAAGCAGAGCAUGGCAGCCCUGAAGGCGGAAAAGGCUGCUCUUUCCUCUAGCUGGGCUAAGCGUAACGACAGGCUCCAUCAAGGCCUCGAUCUUCAGACAUUUAUCAGAGACGCCGAACACGUAGAUGCGGUGACAGCAUCACAAGAGACCUUCUUGGCUAAAGAGGAUCUAGGGUCGUCUGUUGAUGAGGUGGAAUGGUUGCUGAAGAAACACGAAGAUUUUGUCAAAACGCUGACGGCACAAGAGGAGAAAGUCCGAUCCUUGGCGGACAUGGCAAAGACGAUUAUUCAUGCUCGUCAUCAGGCUAGGGACUGGGUCGCUUCUCGUGCCGAAUCGGUGAUUAAUCGACGGGAUAACGUGAAGAAUCAGGCCUCUGACCGACAGAAGGCUCUGCUAAGCUCACAAGUGCUUCAAAAUUUUAUCAGGGAUGCAGACGAGUUUGGUGGCUGGAUUAAGGAAAAGUCUCAAAUCGCCGAAGAUGAAUCGUUUAAGGACCCCAAAAAUUUACAGGGAAAUCUUCAAAGACACAAGGCAUUUGAAGCAGAGAUAACAGCUAACAAGGACGGGAUAGAUCGGAUAAACAAAGCGGGUAAAGAUUUGAUCCGAACUAAGCAUUUUGGCGCCCAGAAGGUAAAAGACAAGCUCAAAGGCCUGAACGAGGCGUGGCUUAACCUUGUGGCAGACACCACAGAAAAAGGCAACAAGCUCCAGCAAGCAGAACGGCAACGGCAACUAAACCGCGCCAUGGAAGAUGUCUGCAUUUGGAUGAACGAAACAGAGGCCGUCCUUGGCUUAGAGGACACCGGUCGAGACUUGGCAGGAGUGAAAUUCUUGACAAAGAAGCACCAACUGCUUGAAUCGGACAUUGAAAUGCACGCGACUGUAAUAGUGGAUGUCGCCGACAAGGCUCAAGAGCUUGUCUCGCAAGGGCAUUUUAACAGUGACACGAUCAAGUCUGACUCAGAGAACCUGCAAAGCAGGUAUAGGUCACUAUUGUGCCUGACCGACAAGCGACGAUCCGUCCUUGAGGAUGCAUUUGCACUUCACCAGUUCAUUUACGAUAUCGAGGUCGAGAUGACCUGGGUGCGAGAGCACUUGCAGCAAGCAUCUUCCGGAGAUCUGGGCACUAGUCUUAUCUCCGUGCAGCGGCUUCAAAAGCGUCACUUGGCCUUCGAGAACGAGCUGACCAAUCACCAAACGAGGAUUGACACCGUCUUGAGUUCUGGUCAAGAUUUGAUUGACAGUUGCUAUAGUGCCACCGACAAGGUAGAAGAGCGGUGCGAAGAGCUGCAAAAUCUCUGGGAUGAACUAGUGGAUAUGGCUGCCCAACGCAAACAAAGGCUUCAUGAUUCCUUCCUUUCGCAAAAGUACCUAUCAGAAGCCAACGAAGCGGAUUCUUGGAUGAACGAUAAGGCGGGCCUAGCUGCAAGCCAAGACUACGGCAAGGAUGGCGCGUCUGCAGAGACACUGCUUACCAGGCAUAAAGCACUGCAGGUCGACGUGGCCGCGUUCUCCACCACGAUCGAUGAGCUAGCCGAGGAAGCUAGAAGACUGGUGCAAAGCUCCCAUUUUGACUCAGAGAAAAUAUCUUCGACACAACGUGACUUAGAAGAGCAAUUUUGCGGUCUGAACACACUGGUCAAGACGCGACACACGCGACUGACAGAGUCCAAGAAGUUGCAUGAAUACAGGCGGGAGGUGGAAGAGAUCUCUGCUUAUGUGAGCGAGCAGCUACAGACUGCCGCCUCUGAAGACUAUGGAACAGACUUCGAGCAUCUCCAGGUUAUACAAGGACGAUUUGGCGACUUCCAGCGAAGUGUUGCUUCCUACGCAGAAAACUUCCGAAACGUUGAUAACCUAGCGAAGAUGUUGGUAUCCGAAGGCCACACGGACACUGUCGCAAUCAAGGAACAACAGGAUAUAACAAGGUCCAUGUGGUUACACCUCGAAGAUCAGAUCAGGCUGCGUCAGAAGCGACUCACGAGCGCUGAAGAGAUCCAUCGCUUCAACCGUGACUUAAAUGAGUUAAUAAGUCGCAUACAGGAAAAAGACGCAGCUAUAAACUUGGAAGACUUGGGCCGCGAUUUGGCAAGUACGCAGGUGCUGCAGCGAAAACACGAGGUAUUCGAGUGUGAGCUUGUGACCCUCGAGAAGCAGAUUGAAGAGCUCACUGUGGAGUCAGCCAGACUGCAGGCUACAUACCAAGGUCAGACCGCACGCUCUGUCGAGCAGCACGAGAAGUACGUCUUGAGUUUAUGGGAAGAGCUUAAGCGUAAGACAUCCAGGAAGAGGCGUAAACUACAUGAUGCGUAUGAGUUCUACAAACUCGGCAACACGGUACGUGACCUGAUCUCCUGGUGUAUCGAGACCAGUCGACUGAUAGCCUCCGACGAUCCCGUACAUACCGUGUCGGAUGCUGAGCGCAUGAUGCGAGAGCUGGACGAACACCACGCGGAGAUGGACGCGCGCGAGGAAAGUUUCGCGCGAGUGCUCGAGACAGGGGAGAAAAUGAUAGAGGAUGGACACUUUGCAGAGGAAGAGAUAACCGACAAGCUGGAGUUGCUGCUGUCGGAGCGUGAACGCCUGUACGCCUCAUGGGAUACUCGGAAAGAGGAACUCAGUGAGGCGUAUUACCUGCACGUGUUUCUAAAAGACGCCAAGCAAGUGGACUCGUUCACUAGCUCGCAGGAGGCGGUGCUGUUGUGCGCAGAGCUCGGUAAUAGCGUUGAUGAGGUGGAAUUCCUUCUAAAGAAACACGAAAACACGGAGAAGCUAGUCCUUUCUCAGGAAGAGAAGCUGUCAGCGCUGCAAGUCUUGGGUAAAGAGCUCAUUGACAACCAGCAUAAUCAGUCGGACAUGAUCCGCAACAGGCUGAGUGGUGUGUGCGAUCGUAGGGAAAAACUAAAGGCUGAGUUAGACAAGAGACGCGAAAAGCUGCAGAAUUCACACAAGAUCAUGCAGUUCUAUCAGGAUGUAGUGGAGUCUGAAUCAUGGAUUAUGGAAAAGCUUCAGACCGCUACCGACGAGUCGUUCAAAGAUCCAAUCAACCUUGAGAGCAAGUUGCAGAAGCACCAGGCCUUCGAAUCAGAACUGACGGCACAUGAACGAGCCAUUGACUCGGUAAGAGACAAGGGAGAACAGUUAAUAUCCUGUGGUCAUUUCGCUGCGAGUGAGGUUGAGGUACGAAUCGAGGCGUUGUAUAUCCAAUGGGAGGAGCUACUGGAGGCAUCUGCUACUAAGGGGCGAAAGCUACAAGAGGCGAGGGAUCAUCAGCAGUUUAACCAGGAAGUGGACAUCGCAGACUCUUGCAUCACCGACAAGGAGACUAUAGUGAUAUCGUCAGACUACGGUCGGGACUUCGAGCACUGCGUUCGAUUACAGCGUAAAAUGAAAGAAUUUGACCAAGAUUUAGCUGUGGACGCGGCGCGUGUAGAAGCCAUUAAUGUGCUGGCCGAGAAGCUGAUUGGCCAAGGGCACGCGGGCUCUGUACGUAUCCAGCAGCGGCAAAACGCACUCACUGAGCGCUGGAAUCGUCUUCAGGACAAGGCCAGUGAGAGGCGUCAAAAGCUUGCAGAGGCGUGCGAGAUACAUGCCUUCAAUAGAAACUGCAGGGACGUCUCCAGUAUGAUCAAUGAGAAGGCCGCUGUUCAGACGAGUGGUGAAGUCGGUCGUGACCUGCCGGCAGUAGAAGCUUUGAUCAGGAAGCAUGACGACGUGGAAAGAGAGUUGACGGUGAUUGAGGGAAAAAUGGAGGAGUUGGAAGGCGAAGCUUAUCGUUUGGUCCGCUCUCAGCCACACAUGGCGCGCGCCGUGCAGGCCAAGCAAGCUGACAUCAUAGAGCAAUGGGAGCGGCUUAACGAUUUGUUUGAUCAGAGGAAAGUGAUCUUGGAAGCAAAUCGGCUGCUUCAAAUAUUCCUCGUUGAUUACCGUGAUUUGAUGUCGUGGAUGAACGACCUGGGCACAAGGAUGUCGUCAGGAGAGCUAGCGGACAACGUUCGUGAUGCAGAAGCUAUGCUGGGGCUACACGAAGAAAGAAAGGGGCAAAUGAAUGCACGCAUGGACUCCUACAAUGCGACAGUGGCAUUUGGGAUGAGUCUGGUUGAGCAAGGUCAUGUUUCCGCCGAUGUGAUCAAGCAAAAUGUGGACGACCUUGUGUUGGAAAACACCGAACUGCAGCAGCUUUGGCAAAGUAGAAAACUGAUGCUUCAACAGUCUACAGAUCUACAGAUGUUUCUUGCCGACGCCGAGAAAGCCGAAAACUGGAUUAAGAACAAGCAGAUGGUUGCCCAAAGUAUCGAGUCACGAGAGAGUUUGGAUAACGUCGAGUCUCUUCUGAAAUCUCACAUUAACUUUGAGAAAUCUCUUUCAACCUAUGAGGAGAAUAUCAGGAGCCUGGAAUCCUCUGCAAAGCAGUUUCUACAGGUGAAACACUACCACGCGGAAGCCAUACGCUCAAAGUAUCUCGAGAUUUUGGACAAAUGGGAGGCGUUGAAGAAACUGGCGGCAUCACGAAGUGGAAAACUUGGGGAAUCCAAACUGCUUUUUCAGUUCCUCAGGGAUGCUAAGGAGCUGGAAUCAUGGAUGAACGAAAAGCUUCAAAUUGCGGCCGAAGCUUCAUACAGAGAAGCCACCAACCUACAGCAAAAGCUACAGAAACACCAGACAUUCGAGGCCGAAGUGUCCGCACACAAGAGCGAGCUGGACGCGAUAACACAGACUGGACAAUCCCUUAUGCGCAACUCACCAAGCUGCCAGGAAACAGUGGAAUCGCGACUUAAAGACUUGGCCGACUUGUGGAGUCUGUUGGGUGAUUUGUCCGAUAACAAGGCACAGCGGUUGAAGGAAGCAAUCCAGAAGCAGACUUUUGAGAGGAAUGUGAUUGAGUUGCAGGCGUGGAUAGAGGAGGUUGAGAAUGCGCUUGCGUCUGAGGAUUACGGCAAGGACAUGCGGAGCGUAAAUAACCUGAUCAAGCGUCAUCAGUCGCUGCAAAUGGAUAUCGCCCGAUAUGAAGAUCGCGUUAGUGAGCUGCUAAAACAAGCCGGAGAGUUUGUUGCCGCUGAGCAUUUCCUUAAGGACGAGAUUGCAGACAGAGCUGCCGAUGUUGCUGAAAGGUUCGAGCAGCUUGUUGAGCCUGCGACAGAGAGAGAGCUAAGACUCCAAGACAGCCUUGCUCUCCACCAGUUCCUCGCCGACACCCAGGUAGAGGUGGACUGGAUCAAAGACAAAGAGCCCAUAGCUAAGUCCGAAGACUAUGGACGAAAUCUGCUUGGGGUACAAAGCCUAAUGAAGAAGAUGGAAGGUUUGGAAUCGGAGAUUAACUCCCACGAACUGUUGGUGCAGGCGUUGCUCGAGACGGGAGAACAGCUCGUCUUGAGGGGCCACUACGCCGAGCGAGAUAUCGGGGCUAAGUCCCAGAUGUUGCUGGAACUGUGGGAGGAGCUUCGAAUAAAUGCACAGACGAGAAAUGAAAAGCUCCAGGCGUCCCUAGCUACACAUCAGUACUAUGACCAAGUAUUUGAGAUGGAUGCUUGGGUGAGCGAGAAGUUGUCGUUAGUGUCAAGUACAGACUAUGGACGAGACGAGACCAGCGCAGAGACUCUGUUACGCAAGCACGACGCGUUACAAUUAGAGCUUGACGCUAACGAGAGCAAGAUACGAGACUUGAGAUCCAUAUAUAGCGAGCUGAGCGACGCUGGAGACACUGAAUUUUCGAAGCUAGAGAAAAUUCAGGACGAGCUCGAGGAGCGCUACACGCAUUUGCGCGAUGUCGCGCGCGAUCGCCAUCGCCGCCUCCUCGACUCGAGCCGCCUGUUCAACUUUCUUCGUGAAGCUGACGAGCUGGGAGCAUGGGUGGAGGAGAAGGAAGCCAUCGUUUCGUCAGACGACUGCGGGCGGGAUCUCGAGCACGUGGAAAUGCUGAUGCAGAAAUUCGAGGUCUUCACACGUGACUUGGUCUCAUCCGGGGAACGCAUUGCAAAGUUGACGGAGCAUGCGCAGAUGUUGCUAGAUGACGAACAUACGGAUAGCGAGAUGAUCGAGCAACGUGCAGAGGUGAUUUGUGAACGUUGGGAUGGGCUGAAAGAGCGCACAAGCACAAGGCUGGAGGAGCUCGACCGCGCGAGGGACUUGCACGCUUUCCGCAGAAGCGUGGACGAAAUACACGCCUGGAUACAAGAGAAAAUAGACGCUUUGGGCGUGGCCGAGAACGGUGCCCCAGACCUUCGCCACGUCCAGGCGCUUCAGCGCAAACAUCAAGGAUUUCAGCGUGAUCUCCAAGCGCUGGGCGAGAAGGUGGACCUGGUUUUGCGCGAUGCGGACGACUUGUCCGCCAAGGUUCCAGCACACAAACAUGAGCUGAUCAUGGAGAAGCAGGAAGUGCAGAAGGCGUGGAAAAAGCUACAGCAGCUUGCUUCCAGCAAACAGUCGCACCUUCUCCAGUCAGAAGGAUUGCAAGCUUUCCUUGACGAUUAUAGAGACCUUAUGUCCUGGAUAGAGACCACCUCGGCCCAGGUUGCGGAAGAAACUCUCGGCUCGACAUUUGCAGACGUCGAAACUCUGAUCGCCCAAAAUCAGGAACUGCAAACAGAAAUUGACUCAAGAGCAAACUCCGUGGAGGAGUUCCAGUCACGUGCGGAUCAGCUGUUAGGAUCUGGUAACCCAUCUGCCGAGGACAUUCGCAAUAAAAGCAGUCACGUGCGCGACACGUGGGACAGGCUGGGCGCGUCUUUGAGGACUCGCACGCAGCAGUUACAACACAACAAGGAGAUCCAGAGAUUCAAGCGCGAGGCUGAUCAGCUGGAGGCGUGGCUGAACGCGCGUGAACACGAUCUCUUGUCCGAGGACGUGGGUGACUCGCUAGAGGCCGUUGAAGAACUUCUCAAGAAGCAAGACGAGUUUGAAAAAAUGCUGUUAACCCAAGGAGAAAAGUUCAAUAGUCUCACGAAUACGUCAUUUUCUGUACACAAAAAGUCUUGUGCCCCAAAGCAGGUGAACAGUGAAGAAGCUAGAACUGUUAAGGCAGUCACGGACUCUGUGGUAGCAAAGCCGGGAAUUGAUGUUGCAAAGGAAAUACCGGAGCAAAUGAACGGUCUUUCGGAGGUAAAGGAAUCUAAGUCCGUGAGUGCAGAAUCUAUGGACUCUUUUGGUAAUGCAAGCGCUGCUCGAACCAGCAGCCCCUUCAAUGCCGUUUCACCGCAGCGUCAGUUGGACUCUUCUGAUAAAGCGAGUUCCACUCGAACCAGCAGUCCAUUCAAGGCUGUUCUGCCACAGCGUCCUAUUAACACGGCUGAUGAAGUAACCAAUUUGAUCAACGCAUCGAAUUUGAAGUCGUCUCUAUCUGAAUCACCUGCUGAGAAGGAGCAAGUUCGCUCCCCUCUUGAAUUCGACCCAGGCCCUAAGGAAAUACAAAAAACUUUGGUGGUCUUAGAGGGAAUGUUACGACGAAGACAAGAAUUGCAAACAGCCGGAAGAAACGCCGGGUCAAAUAUCUGGCAAAAUCUAUACUCUGUUCUCAUUGAUAAAAGUUUGUUAUUUUAUGGCGAUAAGAAGAGUUUUAGCGGAGGAGGAAACCAGGUUUCGCCUCAAAUAGAACUGCGGGGCAGUCGGUUACACGUCGAGGAAGAAAGUACCAACCACGAGUUCCGACUGCUACUGCCCGAUGGAUCACAGUUCUUGUUCAGAUGUAAGGAUGUCCUGGAUUUUCAUCGAUGGACCAAUGAGAUCGAAGCAAGUACGAAUGAUGGCGAGGAUGUGCAAAGCAAUGGAGGGCAUGAGAAAAUAGAAACAGACCAAAUAAGUCCAAUGUCCCUGGACAAAGUGUACGCAACGGAUCAGCACUCCUCGCCGAACCGUGCGCCAUCCUUAGGGAAGAUGGCAAGAUCAUCGACAUUACCCAACCCAGUCAUUACGGUAACAAGUUUUGACGACGAGGAUGAUUAUGAUGAGAAUGUUAAUGACUAUGAUGAUAGCGAUGGUGAGAUUUCUGCUGAUGAUUAUGUUAGUGGUGAAGAACAUGUCGCGGCUUACGUGCCCUCCUACCCCAGCGAUGACGUACCCCCUCGUGACCCGGAGUCAGGCCCACCCCUCCCCCCGUCUAGUCCUCCAUACAGCCAGCUGGCCAGUGAUGAUGUCAUUGAUUACGGAGAUGGCGAAGUAAUAUCAGAAGAGGACAUCCUUGCCGAAUUUUACCCGGAUGCACCUCUUGACUUUAACGAUAAUAGUAUCGAUAAUAUCCCCGCUCCGCCAUUAGAGUUCGAUGGACUAGAUGAAGGAGACGUUGAUGACGAUUUGACUGGUCUACCUGUUGCGCCUCCUCCGCCAGUCCCAGUCUCCACGGAGGUUGAGCCCAUGCGUCCUCCAAGGAAGAUGCGCGCGCCACCGCCUCCAAGUACCCGUAUCCCGGAUGUUCGGUAUCGAUCGAGUAGCCAAGAUAGCAGGGACUCGGAUGAGUUACCCGAUAUUUUACCGCCACCAAAACCACCCAUCAAACCGAAACCCAAGGUCCCCGAGGACAAACGCCAUAAACCAAAAGGCGUAUUUGGAAUAUUUAAAAAGAAAAAGUAACGCGCUAUUUUUAUACUUGGCCUUAGUUUACCGGGAUAUAUUUUUUAUAUAUAAUUGCAUUGAUCAUUGAUCACAUUUUGCUGAUAUUUAUUGAUGCCAAUGACGACCCCAGAUCGAGAUGCUUGUCUGAAAAGAUUCUUCAGUUUUUAUCAUUUGUGUGCUGUUUGGUGGAGAUCCCCAGAGAUUGAAGGAUUAGAUGAGAACUUCCAUCAUUGAUUAAAACAAGGGGCUCAUUAACCCCUAGUAAAGCUGGAUUAAAUUAGAGUUGUCAAUCUCAAAGCGUGAGUUAACAAGAUUUCGAUCUUGUUGAGAGUAAAGACAAUGAACAAUAAAUGCGAAAUUUCCGA